UGUAAUCAGCGGAAGGCCGGAGGCCAGGCUCUGAAAUAAAUUAGUGAAUGACUGACCAAGGCUAUAGGUCUAUUUUAUAUCCAACGAUUAGGAUCUGCUCUAAAUGAACUACAGAGAAUUCAUUCUUCGAGGAACUAAAAAACAAGUUGUUAAUUUUGAGUUGUUGCUGAAGAUGUUGGCUGUAUCUGGAUGCUGAGGCUAAGCAAACUACCAUACUACAAUAUUUAAUUCAUUAUUUUCAUAGCAUAGUUGGAAAUCGUGAAGAUAAACGCCGAAAACCAUGACAUCGUAUUGGGGAGAAACAAUAACCCGAGAAGCCAAUCUCAUAACGACUGGCAGGACCAAGUACCAAGAAGAUAUCAGAGAUCUUAGGACGGAUAAUCCGCGAUUCAGCAACAUGACAGGUAUUUUCAGACAGUUGGAGAAACUCAAUACUCCUUUGGCGGGAAAAUGGCGAGCGGCCGCGCUGUCCAUCUCGUUUUGUUCCAUUAUUGUAAACAUAAGCCUUGGGGUAAUUUACUUUGUGCUUUCGUACUUGGCUUGGAGUCCAGCAGCUUUUGGCUUUGCGAACGAGAGUCUUUUAAUUCUCACAGCAGCCAGUUUCGUUGCUCUUUUUAUAAUGGCGCACAUCAAAUAUUUAGUGGCAUAUAAAACAGACAGUAUGACCUUGAGGACAGACGCUUUCAACACAACAGCGGGGGGUAUCAUGGCAUUUGCUAUGCUACUGGCUUCGCUACUCUAUGAAAAGUCCAGUGCUAUUUGGUUUUUAGACGCAACGGUGGCCAUAUGCAUUGCGCUUGUUUUUCUCGCCUACGGAACAAGGAUGAUAAUUGAACUUUCUAAAAACAAAGGAACCCCGAUACCCAAUGAAUAAACAAAAUACAACACCCAGUCUGAACCAUAAAAGGAUGGCCUUCUGAAGCAAAGAUUAAGAGGCCCAAACAAACCCUAGGAACAACAUCUAAUACACAAAGGAAUCCAACUGCAAUGACAAGACCUAUCAAACUCUACGUAUAUAUACCAUAUGAUGCCGAGUCCAAGAAACGAACCCGAGAGUGGGGCGAGAGGCGAGUGGUGCUACCUGCUACACAUGCAACCCUUGAUUUCUGAACACAAUACGCGACGAUAAAUGAAAAGAAAGUCUUGAUGGGAAAUACACACCCUUAACGAAUGAACCAUAAAUAGACCCCUACGUACACUUUCAGCCGUCAAACAAUACUGUUGAGAAGAUUGAAAUGGUGCCAAUACAGAUAAGUGAUGUCACCUUCUGAUUGAAAUAGGAAAGCCCUUUGCUUUUGAAUCUUCAAUUUUGAUCAAGUUUUCCUCCAGUAUACUUUUAUAAAAUCAAAGUUAAAAACAAAAGAUUGCUGUUUCAGAAUCAAAAUUUAGUCCCCGCUGCAUGUUGUAUAAAUAUCAAAGAACUGAACUUCAUGAUACUUUUUUAGUCACGAAUAGGACGUUUGCAUGAUGGCGUCAUUUGACUACCACUACCAAGAUGCUUUGCGAAUUUUCUUUCUUAUUUAAAUUUGUAUUCCCUCAUGAGAAUAGUAAGACAAUUGGUGCUAAUUAACUGAACAAAAGAAAGCGUGCAAGGGAGUCUGGUAGUAGAGGUCAAUGAUGCCAUCGUGCAAACGUCCGUGUGAUCCAAAUCUUCAUCGUUGUCAGUCGCAACGUAAUGUUCCGGCUUCAAGAAGCUAGUAAACUGCACGAAAAAAACUAUUUAUCGCAACAACGAAUAAACAAAAGAAACAAAAAAAUAUCUAAAAAGAGAGAAAAACCCUAAAACUUUAAUCUUCAGCAGAAAUCGUUCAAAAAUACAGUAGACAGAAAGUAACUAUGCAUGAUUCGAUCAUAGUCCUUGCUAUAUGUCUCCUAGUGCCGGGGUUGCGACUUUAACUGAUGCAUGUAAUAUAGCCUGAAGGAGUAUAUCUGAGGAAUUCCUCUGUUUUCCUUUAGUUGAUACAAUUUUUAAACGGUCCUCCAUGAAUGAGGAAAAUCACAUUUGCAUGAAGAUAGAAUUAUUUGUCUUUGAGCUAUGUGUCGAAGAAAUAGAAAACGCGCGUGCUACGCGUCGUGUUUCUCCUACACUUCUCUCGUUCUUCGUUCUUCUCUUUAUGACUGCACACAGCACGCGCGCGCGUUUUUUAUUUCUUUUAUAAAAAUACAAAUUACAGGAAUGAAGAAACUGGAAGUGCGGUCGCGUGCUGUGUGCUCUCAUAAACAACCAGAAAGCGAGAUUUGGAACAGUUAUUUUGUAAAUAUGUAUAUAGAUUUGAGAAUAAAAGAAAAGACGCAUG
Molecule: messenger RNA, 2297 nt
Organism: Actinia tenebrosa (Australian red waratah sea anemone)
Lineage: Eukaryota; Metazoa; Cnidaria; Anthozoa; Actiniaria; Actiniidae
Product: transmembrane protein 163a
Cellular component (GO): membrane
Source: RefSeq, a predicted model, not a curated record